Mytilus californianus (California mussel) is the source of this 869-nucleotide messenger RNA. Its product is annotated as ectoine dioxygenase-like. The record is from RefSeq and is a predicted model, not a curated record. The transcript is spliced from 7 exons. NCBI's taxonomy places the organism in Eukaryota, Metazoa, Mollusca, Bivalvia, Mytilida, Mytilidae. Bases 8 to 775 code for a protein of 255 amino acids.
CAGAAAUAUGUUUGACAAAGAGGAACGGACGAAUAUGAAAAGGGUUCUAGAAGAUAGCGAUAUGAUCGAGAAACAUGGUUACGGUAUUCCCGAUGGAAAAGGAAAAAACGCCAAACUUGUAAUAUGGAGUCAUCCAGGAAGUGACGUCACAGGUAUUGUGGCGAGAAGUAGAAAGGUGGUAGACUCCUGUCAGAAGUUGCUUGGUGGUGGUGAAGUUUACCAUUAUCACGCUAAGUUUAUCCGCAAGGACGCAUUUACAGGCGGAAGUCAUUUGUGGCAUCAGGAUUAUGGCUACUGGUACAAAAAUGGAUGUCUAUUUCCCCAAAUCAACACUAUAUUUGUUGCAGUCGACAAGUGUGAACCGUCCAAUGGAUGUCUUCAGAUUUUACCAGGAUCACAAAAAUGUGGUAGGAUAGAUCAUUUUCCAGUGGCAGGUCAAACAAUGGCUGACAUGGAAAGAAUCAAUGAGAUAAUGAAAAGACAUCCCCUAAAGCACGUAGAACUUGAUCCCGGCGAUGCCUUGAUAUUUGAUGCAAACUUAAUUCAUACAAGUGGACCAAAUAACAGUCCUAAUCGACGCUGGGCACUAUUGUAUUCUUACUGUCUCAAGUCUAAUAAUCCAGUCUACAAACACCACCAUCCAAACUAUACACCUUUAGAAAAGGUUCCAAAUUCCGCAAUUAAAGACUGCAAAAAUUACACCGAUUUCUCUGGUAAAGAUUUCAUGGACCCUGUUGUGGAUAAGACCGUUAAAACAAGUACUCAGGAAAAGUGAACUGCAGUUGAACUGUCAUCAGGGCAGACAACCAGUCCUUACAACUAGUCAUCUUCGACUCAUUUUGUAAACGGUCGUUAAUAGGAUAUUGUUA